AUGGCUGCUGAUCGCCAGACUAUUAUGGAAGUGAACCGGUCGCUUCGCAACAUCAAGAAUGAACUCGAGAACCUCCUGGAGCGAGGCGUGAUUGACGAUUCCGUCUACGAUACCAUCAGCACUGCUCUCCCUGACGAGUCCCCCCUCUCUGGCCCUCUUCGAACCGCCACCGGCAACAAGAACAACAACACCGCUGCCAAGGCCGCAUCUACCGCCCCAAGCGCCCACGUACCUCCCACCAAGGCCUUCGAGGACCUCAAAGUCAAGUCAACCUCAGCCUCACCCGCGCCGCCAGCCUACGACCAGACCCCUCCUCCCGGUCUCCCCACACGCAACGUGAAGCCCACGGUCGCCCACGCCCGCGCCCUCUACCGCUACGCCGCCUCCGACGGCCGUGAUCUUUCCUUCGAGAAGGACGACCGCAUCGCCGUGUACGAAUACAUGAACCAGGAUUGGUGGAUGGGCCGCAACGAGCGCACGGCCCAGGAGGGUAUCUUCCCGCGCAACUACGUGCUUGUUGACCAAGAGACCAAGAAGCCCGUUGCGCCCAUCCCACAGCCGCAGUAUGGAUACCCCCAAGGCCCGCCUCCCCAGCAGAACCCCUAUAACGCGCAUGUGCCGCCCAUGGCUGUCGCCGAGGGCUCAGGACAGCCGGGACAAGAGGGCGAAGGCAAGGACAACAAGGUGAACGAGUACGGCAAGAAGUUUGGUAAGAAGCUUGGUAACGCUGCUAUCUUUGGUGCCGGUGCCACCAUCGGAGGAAACAUUGUCAACAGUAUCUUUUAG
Molecule: messenger RNA, 786 nt
Organism: Fusarium sp. VM40
Lineage: Eukaryota; Fungi; Ascomycota; Sordariomycetes; Hypocreales; Nectriaceae
Source: the annotation of a GenBank genome assembly